Molecule: messenger RNA, 3541 nt
Organism: Asterias rubens (European starfish)
Lineage: Eukaryota; Metazoa; Echinodermata; Asteroidea; Forcipulatida; Asteriidae
Product: carabin-like
Exons: 9
Coding region: 209-2461 (750 amino acids)
Source: RefSeq, a predicted model, not a curated record
UCUAUUUGGUAGUGUGCACACAGUUUUAUAAUAUUAAUAAACCAACCUCUCCCGGGACCGCCUACAAAACACAACAACACUGGCCAUUGCUGGCCGUGGGCUGCUGACUGUAUUGUAAACACACCUUCAAAAGUGGAACCGGCCGUGUGGAUGGACGAAGGAUUUAGCUGGGUGAACUUCAACAGUUCAUAUUCCCGAAGGAUCAGAGAUGGAUGUUGCAAUCAGUAAUGGACACGGAACCGUCGCGGAAUCCCAACCUGACGGGGCGUCGAUCGCAUCCAGUGAGGAAUAUAAUCAUGCCCCGCCUAGCGAGGAUUAUAAUAACCAUGCCCCGCCUGGGGAGGAAAACAAUGACCCGCCCAGUCCAUCUUCAUCAUACACCAAUGAACAAAUGUUAAAUGGUUCCGUUGCCUCUGCGACGAGACCCAAAGACCCCACUGAUCGAUUUGGUUUUACUGGAGGCAAACAGUUCACCAAAGACUCGGAUUGGAAUACUCCUGUUCAGGUAAUCCGAAGACGAGAGAUCAAGUGGCUAGACAUGCUGGAUGACUGGGACAAAUGGAUGAGCAAGAAACCUAAGAAGGUCCGUGAGCGAUGUCGUAAGGGGAUCCCCUGCUCUAUACGAUCCAGGGCAUGGCAACAUCUCUGCGGAAGCAAGAAGUUGUACGAGCAGAAUAAAGCUAGUUGGGAGGAGUUGGAUACCAUGGAGGGUGAUCCUAAAUGGUUGGAGAUCAUCCAGAAGGAUCUUGAUCGUCAGUUCCCAUUCCAUGAGAUGUUUGCGUCACGCGAUGGCCACGGACAACAAGAUCUCUUCCGCAUCUUGAAGGCGUACAGCAUCUACAAUCCAAGGGAUGGAUACUGUCAAGCUCAGGCUCCUGUGGCUGCCGUGCUCCUCAUGCACAUGCCUGCCGAGGAUGCGUUUUGGGCUCUGGUCCAGAUCUGUGAGAAGUACUUGACCGGUUACUAUAGCCCAGGAUUGGAAGCUGUCCAGAUCGACGGUCAAGUAUUGGCCGCACUCAUGAAGAAAGAGUCACCGACGUGUCAUAAACACAUGAAGAAACAUCGGAUUGAGCCUAUUCUAUACAUGACAGAGUGGUUCAUGUGUAUUUUCUCUCGGACGUUACCUUGGCCGUCCGUCCUGAGGGUUUGGGACAUGUUCCUGUGUGAAGGUGUGAAAGUGUUAUUCCGUGUUGGGCUGGUCCUGCUGAAGCAGACGUUGGGACGAUCUGAUAAACUUGCCGACUGCCAAGGCUUGUAUGAAACUAUGGAAGCUUUGAAAAACAUUCCAGCUGAGAUUACGCAGGAGGACUUCCUGGCUUCAGAGAUGCUGAAGCUACGAGUCUUCGAGAAGGACCUGGAGGAAGAGCACUCCCUGUCACUCGCCCGACGUCGCAUCAUCAAGGAGCGGCAACUGGCUCCAGCAAAGGCUGCUGCCAUGGCCAGGGACAUUGACAAACUGCGCAAGAAGAAACGGGGCAAGGUGAAACCCCCGUCCUCCUCCUUCAAGCAAGAGGGAUUCGGUAGCCAGGACUUGCUCGCCCUUGAGAGAGGUGCUGCGCAGGACGCAAGCCCUCGACGAGAUACGCCGAGACGACCAUCCAAUGAGAGGUUUCCGGAUUACGAUUUAAAUCGAUCGCCAAGCGGGAGCGUCUCCUCAGGGGUUAGACCCAAGUUUGAGAGAGAGGUACAUGUUGACAAUCCAUCGAGAGACUGGAGCCUGGAACCGAGAAGUGAUCAGGCUCGAUCGCCAAGUGGAAGCGUUUCCUCGGGCGGACAAUUCCAACGGGAAAUACACGUGGAUAACCCACCUCGAGAUUGGAACCUUAACAGCACAGAACCUGGGCCGAUUUCACCAACCUCUGGGAAAGAUAAAUCGCCGAAGGGUAAAAACUCUAAGAAAGAGGAAAAGAAAAAGGAAAAGGCAGAGAAGAAGAAGAGCAAAUCAGGCCAUAAGGAGGAUGUUGCCAGCGGAGAUGCCAUCAUGGGAGGAGAAAAGGAGGCGGAGAGUAAAACAGAUAAAAAGGACAAGAAAAAAUCUAAAAAGGAAGAGAAGAAAGAAGAAAAGAAAAUGAAGAAGUCGGACAAAAAGCAUAAAGAUAAAAGCGGGCAUUCCAGCGACCAGCACUCAUCCCCUAUCGAUGACCAUUUCGGGGCCUCUGGAAACGAGGCUGUUGGUUGGCAUGACAACGGGAGAGGCAUCGCUGGUAUCCAUCUUGAUGAUCAUCAUUUUACGGCAGCCGCACCCCCAACUCAUCAUGAAAUGAACAUACCGACAAGUUUACUCGUGAAACCUGCAGAACCUAAGAACACUGGUACACAUUUCACCGGUGACCAUCAUCAGAUGUCACCGGGAAAAGAGAGUGAGAGUUUUGCAUCGUCCCCUCCCAGACAAGGGAGCCAUCUUGAACACAACGAAGAAACUGUACCCUUUCCUUCCGUGGGACUGGAAACGCCUGUAUGAGAGGCGGAGUUUUCUUUCUAGAUUAGGGGGGUCAGGGCCACGUUUGCUUUAUAUGCAUGUUGCAUGAUUUUGAGGAAUUAAUAAUAAUAUUAAUACUGUGCAAUUCUUUUGUAAGGGCUGAUUUGUACAUAAAAUUGGUUGUUUUGAAUAGCUUAAGGGGUCAAACAUGCUUUAAGCAGAUUUGUAUUGGCUGUGCAGAAGUAUGGACCCCCUAGCUUAGUGAUUGUUUUCCUCCUAUAAAUUUGUACAUGGCCAUUUUUUGUAAAAUAUUUAAUGGAAAAUGCUACACUGUACAAAGGAAAUGUUAAAAUAAUUAUAAAAUAAAGGGAACUGUGUUUGGUUAGUUUGAAUUUUGUGGGAAGAUAUCCUUAGGCUCUGAGCCUCUAAAUUUAUAUUUGUUUUUGCAAAAUUUAAGAAAUUUAUUGACAACAAUGGUGGAGGGGUCAUUAAUAAAUGGCAAAUAAUAUAAAUAUGUUUUUAAUGUAAAAGCUCAUGUAUAAAUGAUGUGGGGAAAAUGUGCAUGAAGUAAUCUUCACACAUGUGUUGAAUCCGUUAAUAUAAUAACUUACUGGCAAUGCAAUUAAAAAAAGUUUGAGAAAAUUUACAAUUGAGUACCGAAAGUUAAAAAAUAAAUGGCACUGCCAAGAUGUACGCCUUGCUGUUUAGUUUACAUGUAACUAUGGCCCUUUUUGAAUCCAAAGUUUUGGCCUUGGAUCUGGCUUCAGGCUCUGUGUAGAUUAAGCCCUGAGCACAUACGCAAAACAUGUGCAAUUGUCAAAACAACUGUUUGCCAUGUUUGCUUGAGCCAAAUCCAAAGCCGAAGCCAUGGUUUGGAAAAGGGCCUGGGCCAGGAUUAUAGUUGUGUAAUGCAUUGCUUCAAAACCAGUGCGCCAUGAUGGUUGCUGGUGUUGCUUAGACUCAAAUUUCACCCAGAAUCUGCUACGUGCCAACAUGAAGCGCAUUUGGACAUGCAUAUGGACUAUUUUAAAUUUGAUAAUUUGUCAGACUUAAAGGGAAGGUACACUAUUGGUAACUGUCAAAGACCAGUGAUCUCACUUGGUGUAUCUCAGCAUAUGCAUA